AUGGCUUUCCUCAAGUACGCGCUUCCCGCCCUCCUGGCCACCCAGGCCGUCUUCGCUGCCGACUGCGGUGAUGGUGAUACCAUCAAAAUCGAGAACCAGUCCGAUGCCGACGGCUACUCCAGCUGCAAGACCGUCAAGGGUGACAUCGAGGUCAGCGAGCACUACACCGGUGACCUGAACCUGAACGGCGUCCAGGAGAUCGAUGGCAGUUUGUCCGUCGAGGGUGCUUCCAACAUGACCUCCCUGACCGGCUCCAGCCUGGAGUCCAUCACCUCCACCUUCAAGCUGAGCGGUCUGACUACCCUCACCACCCUCAGCUUCGGCUCCCUGACCUCGGUCGACAAGAUCUCCUUCACCGCCCUCCCCAACCUGCAGACUCUCGACUUCAGCAAGGGUGUCACUGAGGCCACCAGCGUCACCAUCACCAACACUGGUCUCACCAGCCUGGACGGAAUCUCCCUCAAGCAGGUCGAGACCUUCGAUAUCACCGAGAACACUCAGCUGAAGACGGUCAACGUGAACAACCUGAAGAACGCCACUGGUCUCAUCAACUUCGCCGGUAACCUCGACUCGCUGGAGAUUGAGCUGCCCAACCUGUCGGGCGGUCAGAACAUGACCUUCCGUAACGUCAGCUCCGUCUCCAUUCCUUCCCUCAAGGAGCUCUCCGGUCAGCUCGGUUUCUGGGGUGACAGCUUCACCUCCUUUGCUGCCCCCAACCUGACCGAGACUGGUGACCUGGUCUUCGUCGACAACUCCAAGGUCUCCAACAUCAGCAUGCCUCAGCUCAAGACCGUCAAUGGUGGCUUCCAGAUUGCUCGUAACGACAAGCUCUCUACCAUCGACUUCCCCAAGUUGGCUACCGUGACCGGUGCCAUUGACUUCAGCGGCAAGUUUGACAAGGCCAGCCUCCCCGCUCUGGAGAACGUCAAGGGUGGCUUCAACAUGCAGUCCACUGGCAACUUCAGCUGCGACUCCUUCCAGAAGCUCCACAGCGACAAGGUCAUCCGUGGCUCUUUCCAGUGCAAGUCCGACACCGCCAACCCCACCACCAAGGAUGGCAGCUCUGGCUCCUCCUCUGGCUCUUCGGCCUCGACCACCAGCGAGGGUGCUGCCCCGAUGAACGGUGCCAACAUGCCCGUCAUGGGUGUUGCCGCCGUGUUCGGUGCUCUGCUCCAGUUCCUGUAA
This is a messenger RNA of Aspergillus terreus NIH2624, 1185 nucleotides long. It is a transcript of the gene ecm33, whose product is annotated as GPI-anchored protein Ecm33. The transcript is spliced from 3 exons. Bases 1 to 1185 code for a protein of 394 amino acids. Gene Ontology annotation, biological process: fungal-type cell wall organization. NCBI's taxonomy places the organism in Eukaryota, Fungi, Ascomycota, Eurotiomycetes, Eurotiales, Aspergillaceae. Gene Ontology annotation, cellular component: fungal-type cell wall; plasma membrane. The record is from RefSeq and is a predicted model, not a curated record.